AAGUGCCACAUAAUUGUUCGCAUGAAUAAAAGGUUCUACAUCAAGUCGAAUUUAAACCAGUUUCUAUUAAUUCGUGCAACAUUAACAACUAAACUGGAAUAGCAAUGUUGAAUAAGAUAAUACCUUUUUUGGCGAUUCUAUCAGGAUGUACCUAUGUGCAUUCAUGUACACUCAAUAUUGGCGGACCCUCGCCCUUAUUUACAAAGGAUUUUGGAUCUAAAACUAUAGUUUUCAAAGCACAUGGAAACAUAUUGGUAUUUGAAAACGGUGAAACUAUUCAGGCUUACUGUGCCAACGGAAUAAUUGUGGAGAGGGAUUACUAUGGUAAUCUUUCCCCAAAAGAACGUACGGCAACGUUCUUAUGUGAAGGGACUUCAAUUCGGGUUUCAGGAAGUGUCCAAAGUAAUUUAAAAGUUUUUUGCUCACCUGAGCCAACUCUAAGUCUUUACGAAAGCAGCAGAGAAUUACAAAAAUGUGCAUCUUUUAUGAGCUAUGCACUUGGUGUUAAGCUUCCAGCCGUUGGUGAUAUCACCAAGGCUGCCGUCUGUUAUGACCUGGAAAGGUUAACAUUGAAAUUCGUCACCUAUAUUGCGGACCAUAAAAAAGUUUUGAUAACAAAUAAGCUAAAAACUGUGAGCGAAUUGCCUGUGAAUUUGGCUGAAAAAGUCAAUGGCUUGAAAAACUAUUUCAAUUUCAUAGAUCAAAAAUCGUUGGAAAUCUCACAAGAACUUGAGAAGUUCCCCUUCAAUUCAAAUGAAUUUCAUUUCUCGAGCUUAUUGCAAAGCGAACCACUGAAUGAUGAACUCAAAGACUAUGCCUAUCUCUUCAACACAAUGUGGUGGCGCCAAUUGCGUCAGGAGAACUGGCGCUACUUCCUCGAUGCACUGCGCGAACGCACGCUGUCUGCCAAAUAUCAAGUUUUUAUGGGCACCUAUGGUAAUAUCACCAUUCCUUCGACGCAACCCAAUUGUAGUUCAACCAAAAGCGAAGUGGUGUCCGUACAUAAUGAGGACAUGGUCGUCCAAGCACCUGGCUACAUAUGGGCCUACUUGAAGUCUCUUAUACCCGGGGAAUCGGAAGAAUUUGUGGUCAUCGGACACAAUUCCCCCUACGCAAGGAAUCCGUCGCACACUGAAUUCUGUACAGUCGACAUAUGCGAUAACAUUGCUUGGUUAAGGGAAAGCAAUUUCGGGAACUUACGCCGACUGCCUUCACUUGGCUAUACUUUUUGCUGCCGUCCCGAGGAUGUAGCCAAGGUUAUUGAUUAUUUUCCCUUAUACGACGAUGAUGAUGAUGAUAUUGAACAACAAGAACCAUAAAGACAAUAUAUGAAAAUAAUUAUAAAUUUGGAAAACCCUUAUGGGUUCCCAACGAAUAAAAAAGGAAUUAAAACGCAUUA
Molecule: messenger RNA, 1399 nt
Organism: Rhagoletis zephyria (snowberry fruit fly)
Lineage: Eukaryota; Metazoa; Arthropoda; Insecta; Diptera; Tephritidae
Source: RefSeq, a predicted model, not a curated record